This is a messenger RNA of Vollenhovia emeryi, 3013 nucleotides long. RefSeq names its product conserved oligomeric Golgi complex subunit 4 (gene Cog4). Bases 283 to 2505 code for a protein of 740 amino acids. The transcript has 10 exons. The record is from RefSeq and is a predicted model, not a curated record. Lineage: Eukaryota; Metazoa; Arthropoda; Insecta; Hymenoptera; Formicidae.
CAGCUUUUCCUGCCGAACGCAGCCAAUGAGAUAAACGUGAAAGCUGUUGACGACGUGGGUGCGACAAUACGCGUGACGUGUGGAGAAAUUGGUCUGUUCUUUAUAAAAUUUUCGUCAAAAUCGGAGAGUGAGAGACUCUCCUUCAAUAUUACCGAAGGAGAAAAAUAAACUCUGAGCUAGUGCAGCCAGUUCAGCUAUAAAAAAACCGACCCAAUGCCAAGUGCCUAAACACCGUCAAGUAAAGCCGUUGGGUCCCGUCGUUUUGUCGACCGGCUGGUAACGAUGGACCUGCCGGUGAACGAGGAGAAUCUGCAGCAAAUAUUGGACAAGUUGUCCGAAGACGAGGUUUCUAUAAAGAAGAAUCUGGACACGAUCCUCGCCCGACGAUGUCACGUGGAGGCGAAACUGCAGAAUAUCGGCAAGGUGCUGCCGAAUGUCGUGCUGAUACGAGCGGAGGGUGAGAAGUUCUGCGACAUGAUCUCGCGUACCAACGAGCUAGCCGAGAAUGUCAGCGCUAAAGUGAGGCAAUUGGAUCUGGCGAGAAGCCGAGUGUGCGAGUGCCAGAGUAGAAUAAACGAUAUACUGGACUUGCAGUUGUGCAGCGAAGGUGUCGCAACCGCGUUGCGCAACGAGGAUUACGAGCAGGGUGCCGCGCACGUGCAUCGUUACUUAGCGAUGGACCAGCAGUUGCUGGAGAGAACGGCCGAGGAUGUGUCGGGUGAUCACACUAGCAUCAGCAGCUCCCUGGUCACCCUGCAACAGGCCGCGAUGGAGUUGAGAGCGGUUGUCACGCAUAAAUUCGACGAGGCUGUGAAAUCCGAGGAUCUGGCGUCCGUCGAGAGAUUCUUCAAGAUCUUCCCGCUGCUGGGGAUGCACUUGGAGGGAUUGAAGAAGUUCUGCAGUUACCUGUGCACCAAACUACAUGAGACCGCGCAGAAAAAUCUACAAGCGGCGUUAGAGAUUAAAAGUAACGACAAGAGAGCAGCUGUUAUUUUCGCCGACACCAUGACCCUCUUGUUCGAAGGGAUCGCGCGAAUUGUGGAGGUGCAUCAGCCAAUCAUCGAGACUUAUUACGGCCCCGGUCGACUGUUGAUGACAAUUUCGAUUUUACAAAAGGAGUGUGAUAGACAGGUUAAGAAGAUUGUUGCAGUAUUCACGAAACAUAGGUGUAUAUCCAAGAAUGUACAAAUGAUAAAUGAGUAUCUGCGAAAGCCGAGUCCCGAAAGGUUCGACCCUAAGGAGCUCGAUCUUCUCUUGGGCGAAAUAACCAUAAUGCAUUCGAGGGCGGAACUUUACAUACGAUUCUUAAAGAGGAGGAUUAAGAAUGAUAUAGAGAUCAGUACCACAGACGAGGCGCAACGUGCGGAGUUGCUCAACGAAUUCGAAACUACCGUGAACAACUCUGAGUUGGCGCACGGCAUGCAAGAGCUGCUUGGUGCUUAUCUUGCGUUGGAGAGAUACUUCCUCGAGGAGAGCGUGAACAAGGCUCUAGGAAUGGACGCGCUGGAUCCAGAUCAGCAGACUUCCAGCAUGGUCGACGACGUAUUCUUCAUCGUGCAGAAAUGCGUGCGCCGGGCUAUGUCGAGCUGGAGCGUGGACGGCGUUUGUGCUGUCGUCAAUAUGGCCUGCGGCAUCUUGGAGGGCGAGUUUGCCAACAGACUGAGAAACAGAUUGCGCCAGGGCUAUCCAGCGGGCUACCUGGAUCUCGCACAGGCGUACAGCGCUCUCCAGACGAGCAUACAGCACGGUCGUCUGCAAACGUCGGACACAGAAUACGCCCGUCUCAUGUUCCUGGCCUACUUGAAUAACGCCGACGUUAGCACGGAAUAUGUAGAAACGUUGUGCAAAAGUCUCGGCGCAGAGAUAGACGCGACGUUCCCCAACAUGCAGAAAAAGGACAGAGGCAAAAUUGACAGCUGCUUAUCCAGUCUCAGGGCGGUGAUACUGAUAUUACGUGGCAUUAUCGAUUGCGGCCUGGAACAGCUGCGCGUCAGCGCUGUAAAGCCCAGAGUCACUCCGUGGGUCGAUGCGUUUCUGUCCAUAGAUCAUCAUAUCAACGAGGACGAGUUACUGCGGUACGAGACGGACGAGCCGUUUGUGCAAACGCUAAUCACGAAUCUGGAGGGUCUACUUCGAGGAUUCAAGGAUAGUUUGACGACCUCCAAUUACGACGCGCUUAUCGGACUUCUAACUGCGGAAGUAACGGCCCGUUUGGAAAAAGUAGUUUUGAAAUCGACCUUCAAUCGGGCAGGGGGUCUGAUACUGGACAAGGAAAUAAGAUCGUUAGCCAGCUACCUGGCAGCCGCCACGUCCUGGUCGGUGAGGGACAAAUUUGCGCGUUUAACGCAGAUCGCCACCAUUCUGAGCAUAGAGAAGGUCGAGGAACUGGCCGACUACUGCGGCGCGGACGCGAUAGCGUGGCGAUUAACGCCGUCGGAGGUGCGGCGUAUCGCUUCCUUGCGAAUAGACUUACGGCCGGAGGACAUCAAGAGACUGAAGCUGUGACUCAGUGUCCUCUGCCCCACGUUGCGACGUAAAACGCCGUCGAUCUAUUUAUUGUUAUAUCCCUUUGACAUUGAACAUUGCCGCUGGCGAUGUGAUGUAUACUAUGUGACAACGACUUUGCUCUCAUCAUUAUCAUGGAAUCGCCGGUCAGCAAGGGAGUAUUUCAGAUGUUAGAACAGAUGAUAAUCGCUAGGGGCGAUGUAGGGAGGAUGAAUUUAAUUGUUCGUAUUUAAAUAUUGUCAAAAGAUAAUGCGUUACGCUUUAUAGUCCAGAUUUAGCGAUUAUCGUCUAUCCUAGCAUCUGAAAUGCUCCUUUGCUAAUGAUGCCAUGAUGACAACAACGAGGUCAAAGAAGAUGUUACUACGCGGUGUAUAUACAUCAGGAACUUACUUUCUGCAUAUCCCUCAUAUAUAUAUGAAUAUAUACGACAUAAGUUAUUCUAUAAUAAUAUAUUUUGCUUAAUAUUUGAAUAAUAUAUUCGUAACAUUAAAUGCAAAAUACUCUAUUA